AUGAGUAAACAGGACAAUACACUUGCCGGAGUCACAACUUCCAACAAUUCCAGUAAUCGUCGAAAGGACAAUAUCAACGAGAAAAUAGCAGAACUCCUGCAACUGAUUCCAGAGCGAUUUUUUGCCGAUCUAGGUGAAAAGAACACAGGAACCAAAGACGGACGUCCUAACAAGGGACAGAUUCUCUCACGUGCCGUGGACUAUAUUUCGUGGCUGCAGGGAGAGAUUGAUUCUCGUAACAGAAGAGAGGUUCAGUUAACCCUAGCUUUGGAGGCUCAACAACUACAACUACAACAACAACAACAACAUGACUCUGUGCAACACGAGUCGGAGUCGCAGCACAACAGACACACUGUCGCGGAGGAAAUGCUCGCUCAAAUUGGUGUUGGACCAUUAGCUGAACAGAAUUAA
Molecule: messenger RNA, 411 nt
Organism: Pichia kudriavzevii
Lineage: Eukaryota; Fungi; Ascomycota; Pichiomycetes; Pichiales; Pichiaceae
Exons: 1
Coding region: 1-411 (136 amino acids)
Biological process (GO): regulation of transcription by RNA polymerase II
Cellular component (GO): nucleus
Molecular function (GO): DNA-binding transcription factor activity, RNA polymerase II-specific; RNA polymerase II cis-regulatory region sequence-specific DNA binding; protein dimerization activity
Source: RefSeq, a predicted model, not a curated record